AUGGAGGACCCAAUGUCAACUCCCCGGAUGCAACCUCCCCCUUUCAAUGGCAAAUCUGCGAUUUCCAAGGAGCAGCUCCUUUCAUCCUCGCCAGGAUUUGGCACCCCAGCAUACCCCAUCGUCAGUCGGCCACCAGAGCUCAAGCAACCACUGAGCGGGAAUUCGAGUACGACAGUAGACAAUGUGCCCACGGUACUCCCCAUCCUGCUCCCGCCGCAAGCGCUUCGUCGGAUAGCCUUCAAAGUAUUGAACAAGACGCAUGAUCUGGACCUUCGAACCUCGGGCCUCAAUCUUCUGGCAACAUUUAUCGGCAAAUACUGUGGGAGUGGAUGGCGCAGCGAGAGCCUGGCAGAAAGAGUGCUCGACGAGGUCGGGAAGCUAUGGAAGAGAAAUGGAGGUGGUCAUUUUGUGGAAGAUGGGCCGGACAAAAAGUUGGCCAACAUCCUCAAGUUACUCGAGCCAUGCAUGUCUGGCGGACGGAUAGACCCAGCAAAACUGUCUAGAGCGAACAGCGCCACGAAUACCCCUGAUAUCUCACGGACAACUUCAUUCAAAGACCGGCCCGGCGCAAGCAGAGAUGACAGCCAGACGAGUCUGGGUGUUUCGGGACUGCAAAUUGGGCGAAAUGGAGACCAAGACGAGGAUGAACACGAAGCAGAGACGCAAGCCGACCCCCGGUCAUACUUGAAAGUGAUAUCAGCGUUUGAACAGCCUCGAAUGCUGUACUCGACCUCCAAGAAGUGCUUCGAGCCCAUGGCUGGCCCGCCCAGCCUUCUUCCGCCUAUACAACAUAAAAUAUCCAUGUUUCGGAACCGAUAUCAUGUGGUCCAUCAGCGACUGCUAAGGAACGAGUCCUUCCAAGCACCAACAUUUUCUACGAUUACACGACCACCGAGCCUCAUGCAUUCGGGAAGCAGCGUGGCGACACUCCAGCAAGCGUACAAACUUACGCCUAUUUCGAACCUGCUGGGCAGGUCCGGAACAUCACAUUUACUCCUGGGCAUGCUCGUACAUUCUGCCGCUGGCGACCUAGCGCUAUCAGAUCUCUCCGGUAGUGUUGUCCUUGACAUGUCCAUUGCCCGACCGAUUCCAGAAAACGGGGCAUGGUUCUGUCCCGGGAUGAUAGUACUGGUUGAGGGAACGUACGAAGAGGACGGGUCGCACAAUUCCUCGCUAGGCUCGGCAACAGGUGUGGGGGGCCAGAUCAAGGGCCACUUCAUUGCCGAUACGAUGGCAGGGCCGCCAGCCGAGCGACGAGCAAUGACCAUAGGCUCUGCCUCGGAACAGAACGACAGCCAUACGAACGUGGGUGCCGGGUAUGGAUGGAUCGACUUUCUGGGUGUAGGGAGUGAGAAGGGCAUCGGGUCACAGAUGAGGAAGAUUCAGAAAAGGAUAUUUGGUUCUCCCGCACCUUCCGCUUCUGGGUCAGAAACCAGCUUCCAGGAUACCGGUGGCACUGAUCAAGAGCAACAAGAGCAACAGCCGUCACGGACAAAGAUCGCCAUCCUGGGUGAAUGUAACCUAGACAGUCCGCGCACGCUUGAAGCCAUCCGCGCCAUUCUGUCCUCCUACACCUCGGCCAGCAGUGACAUUGUGGACCUACCUCUGUCGAUCGUACUGAUGGGCAACUUCGUGUCGGCAGCCAGCAUGGCCGGCUCCACGAAGGGCGGCGGCAGCGUCGAAUACAAAGAACACUUUGAUGCCCUGGCGUCGAUGCUUGCCGAGUUUCCCACUCUUUUAUCGACCACCACCCUCAUAUUCGUCCCAGGCGACAACGACCCAUGGGCCAGUUCCUUCUCCGCGGGCGCCGCAUGCCCUCUUCCACGGCAGGGUAUCCCCGAGGUUUUCACGUCGAGGGUCCGACGAGCCAUUGCCACGGCCAACGCCGAGCACCACGGCAAGAAGGAUAAGAAGGACUCAUCGCCUCCCGGCGAGGCGGUAUGGACGUCCAACCCUGCGCGAAUCAGCUUGUUUGGGCCGUUGGAGGAAAUCGUUUUGUUUCGGGAUGACAUCACCAGCCGAUUUCGAAGGAACGCCGUCAGCUUCUCUAAACUGGACGAAGAUGAAGAUGAAGACGACGUCAUGAUGACAGUAACGGAAGAACAGGACAACAUGACCCAAACGGACAGUAAUGGCGCGGAGAGCCAGGAAGAUACAGCAGCGCCUGGAGACAACGACAACGCAAACAAUUUUCCCGAUUCAGCUGUCCACGAGGCCACGUCCCAUAUCCCUUCGACAAGAUCGAACAGCAGCAGCAACAAUAACAACAGUUACACUUUACACGCCGCGCGCAAAUUGAUCAAAACCGUUCUGGAUCAGUCGCAUCUUGCACCGUUCCCGCCCUCAAUCCGCCCUGUGUUCUGGGACCAUGCCACUUCAUCGCUCUCGCUGUACCCUUUACCGACGGCUUUGGUGUUGGCCGAUGCCGAAACACCAGGGUUUGCAAUCACCUAUGAGGGUUGUCAUGUCAUGAACCCUGGGAGGGUGGUGGAUGAACUGGCGUUGAGCAGGGCCACUACAGCCAGGGGAGCCGGCGUCGCGCGGUGGGUGGAAUAUGAUGUUCAGACUGCUAGAGGAGAGAUGAGGGAUGUAAGGUUUUAA
This is a messenger RNA of Exophiala dermatitidis NIH/UT8656, 2601 nucleotides long. Its product is annotated as DNA polymerase epsilon subunit 2. Gene Ontology annotation, molecular function: DNA binding. The coding region runs from base 1 to 2601 and encodes 866 amino acids. Gene Ontology annotation, cellular component: epsilon DNA polymerase complex. The transcript has a single exon. The record is from RefSeq and is a predicted model, not a curated record. NCBI's taxonomy places the organism in Eukaryota, Fungi, Ascomycota, Eurotiomycetes, Chaetothyriales, Herpotrichiellaceae. Gene Ontology annotation, biological process: error-prone translesion synthesis; DNA-templated DNA replication.